UGGGACGCCUCUGGCGAGGAACUCGACUUUCGGCUGACCAUUGUCCAGCGUGUCGGGUUCUAGAGUGGGGUGCUGUACCAUGCACGUGCGUAGCAGUGUUGUCGAACGAGCGUUGGCGUGGAGUCGCCUGGAUCCGAACGAAACCACGGCCCGGUACGUCGACCAUUUGCGGUCGCAGUCGACAACGGUGACACCUCCGGGGGGAACCAUCCAUGCUCACGAUCACGCCGUCGCUCUGGCGGAACUUAACAAGCUCUUUCCGGAAACAGGAGAACGGAUUGCCUUUGGUACUGCCGGUCUUCGAUCCGCCAUGAAACCGGGACCCUUGGGAAUGAAUGAUCUGGUCGUUGUGCAAACGGCACAAGGCCUCGCGCGGUAUUGCCGAGCUCAAGCCGAGUUGACCGAGGAAUACGUUGCAAACAACAACAAUAGCCGUAAAUUAUGCGCAGUUGUGGGGUACGAUCAUCGGGCCAACCCGUCUCUGCAGCUAUCGUCCUUGAGUUUCGCCUUGUUGACGGCCCUGGUCUUUCGACACGCUGGCUGGGAAUGUUUCUUGAUGGACGGCUUUGUUGCGACGCCGCUCGUUCCCUUUGCUCUUUCGCAAAUCAGCAACGCCGUCGUGGGAAUUAUGAUUACCGCCAGUCACAAUCCCAAACAAGACGCGGGCUAUAAAGUAUACUGGAACGACGGUUGCCAAAUCCGUCCCCCAGUCGAUGCCGGGAUCGCGCACGCCAUUUUGCAAGAAUUGCAGCCCUGGAUGGACUAUCGAAGAGAACUAGCCACGCAACGAGCAACCUUGACGAAUGAUCCGUGUUUGGGAUUGAGUGACGCUGCACGCACACAAGGCAUGAUUCGAGCCUACUUGGCCAGUAUUCAAGCAUCGGGACUGGUUACCGCCCAGGGUGCGCUCAUCGUGGACGAUUCCGUCAGUUGGAAGCGACCGCCACCCAAGUUUUGUUACACAGCCAUGCACGGGGUUGGCCUCGCGUUUGUGCGACAAAGUUUCGACGCCUUUGGAUUGCCCGAAUUUCUCAGCGUUCCCUCGCAGCAGAAGCCGGAUCCAGCCUUUCCGACGGUACCCUUUCCCAAUCCCGAAGAAGCGGGUGCUCUCGAUCUGGCCAAGGCCUUUGCUGAGGAACAAGGUUGCAGGAUCGUGCUCGCCAAUGAUCCUGAUGCGGAUCGAUUAGCCGUCGCCGAACAACAGGACAAUGGCUCGUGGACGGUCUUUACGGGCGAUCAAAUUGGGGUUCUGCUCGGGCACUGGCUAUGGAGUAGACUCGGCCCUGUCUCCGACAAACCAAUCGCCAUGUGUGCCUCAACGGUAUCGUCUCGUAUGUUGGCGGAAAUUGCCGCCCGGGAAGGCUUUUAUUUUGAAGACACAUUGACAGGCUUUAAAUGGAUUGGGUCCAGAGCGGCGGAACUCCAUCGGUCAGGAUCGUAUCGAACAAUCUUUUGUUACGAAGAAGCCAUUGGCUUUUGUUGCGGGGAUCUAAUCUUCGACAAGGAUGGUGUAACGGCGGCCGCUGUCUUCGCCGAACUUGCCUUGGACUCGUAUCGGAAUGGACGUACACUGGCGGAACACAUGCAGACUCUCUACGACAAAUACGGAGAGUUCGUGUCCAACAAUGGUUACUUUAUUCUCGAUGACCCCACCGUCGUGCCUGCAAUUAUGGAUCGGAUCACUAAUCACGGUGCUUUUGAGACACUCGAUUCGGUGGGCACGUACGCGAUAGACUCGAUUCGGUAUCUGGGUGAGCCCAGCUAUGACUCAACGACACCCGAUCGAAAGCCGACACUCCCAACUUCCCAGUCUUCACCAAUGUUGACCAUUCGGCUGGUGAACGGUUGCGUUGCGCAAUUCCGGGCCAGCGGAACAGAGCCUAAAUUCAAGUACUACAUUGAACUCAAGGGGGCACCAGGAGUCGAUCGGAAAGUGGUAGAGGCAGAACUGCGGACCGUGUCCAGCGUACUACUGCAGGAAUUGUUGCAGCCGUCCAAAUUCGGGUUGAAACAGCCGUAAUCUGGGUCGCCUCCGGGAUGGCCGCAUUGUGCGAAUCCAUUGCGUUAGAAGGUCUGCAAAUUCGCAAUUAUUUGCAUGCUGACGGAACCAUUCCAAGCUCUUUAUACAGAAUUUGUUGUUGCCGUAAGCAAAAUAUACAG
Molecule: messenger RNA, 2160 nt
Organism: Phaeodactylum tricornutum CCAP 1055/1
Lineage: Eukaryota; Bacillariophyta; Bacillariophyceae; Surirellales; Neidiaceae
Product: phosphoglucomutase
Exons: 1
Coding region: 80-2020 (646 amino acids)
Biological process (GO): purine ribonucleoside salvage; carbohydrate metabolic process
Molecular function (GO): phosphopentomutase activity; magnesium ion binding
Source: RefSeq, a predicted model, not a curated record